UUGAUUCUUAUCGGUUGCAGAUUUCAAAGCGUCUCUUUAUCUUGUCUGGGUCAAAACUCAUUUGGACCUUUCUGUGUACUGGCCAGUGAAGCAGCACAGGGAGUGGAAAUAGCACUGAUCUGAGAACCUAGUUGUGGGCUCUGCUCCCAGCUCUGCUUCCUGGCGUUUUCUCCCAUCCAUUUCCUCACCAGCACAAGAAACUCUCCCUCAGGUUUUCACAAGGACAUGAGGGGAUACGUGCUAGAGAGAUAUAUCUGCAAAGUAGAUUCAGCUUCUAGUUUCAUUUGUUAUGCAUUGUUUAGCAGAACAGAAUCUGGUAACUGAUGAUAGUUGCAUGAGAAGAUGAAAUAAUUUCCUUCCUCUUUUCUAAGUUUAUCUCCUAAACCUCACUGGAUUCUGGACCAGUUCUGGAAUGACUUUGGAGUACCAAAUGUUUCAGAAUAUACAUCCUGGCAGACUGUGGCUGCUUCAACCACUGACAAUUUUGCUGCUGCUGGCUUCUGAUAGGCGAGCUGCUGCUCUCCCAAAGGCUAUGGUGAAACUCGAGCCCCCGUGGACCCAUGUGCUCCAGGAGGACUACGUGACUCUGAGGUGCCAGGGGGCCCACACCCCUGGGAACAACUCCGCCCAGUGGUUCCACAAUGGGAGCUCCAUCCCCACCCAGGUCCAGGCCAGCUACAGAUUUAAGGCCAAGAGAGAUGACAGCGGGGAGUACAGGUGCCAGACAGGCCAGACCAGCCUCAGCGACCCUGUGCAUCUCGGUGUGCUUUCCGACUGGCUGCUGCUCCAGACUCCUCAUCUGGUGCUCCAGGAGGGGGAAACCAUCAUGCUGAGGUGCCACAGCUGGAAAAACAUACCUCUCUACAAGAUCAAUUUCUACCACAAUGGAAAAUCUAUAAGGUUUUCCCAUUACAAUCACAACUUCUCCAUCCCACAAGCAAACCACAGUCAGAGUGGUAAUUACUACUGCAAAGGCCUUAUAGGAAGGUCAGAGCACUCAUCACAGUCCGUGACCAUCACUGUCUGAGGUCCAGAAAUUCUAUCCAUCUCUCUACCUUGGUACCAAAUCACUUUCUGCCUGGUGAUAGGACUCCUAUUUGCAGUGGACACAGGGCUGUACU
Messenger RNA from Galeopterus variegatus (Sunda flying lemur), 1121 nucleotides. It is a transcript of the gene FCGR2A, whose product is annotated as Fc fragment of IgG, low affinity IIa, receptor (CD32). Gene Ontology annotation, molecular function: transmembrane signaling receptor activity. The record is from RefSeq and is a predicted model, not a curated record. The transcript has 5 exons. The coding region runs from base 413 to 1027 and encodes 204 amino acids. Gene Ontology annotation, biological process: cell surface receptor signaling pathway. NCBI's taxonomy places the organism in Eukaryota, Metazoa, Chordata, Mammalia, Dermoptera, Cynocephalidae.